GAUAAACGAGAACACAACACGGUCCCAGUUCCUGGCCUACUUCAGCUUCUCGUCCAAAGCGAGCACGUCCGUCGGCUGGCCGGUGAGGGGCGGACAUCCGGUUAACAAUACGGAAUGCGACUCGGUGUACGAGGAUACGGACUGCCACGACGGAUGCGUUUUAGCCAGUCCCGGAUAUCCUGGACUGUAUCCACCAAACAUCCGGUGCCGGUACCUGAUCACUUCUGGCCCGCGAAUCUCCAUUGCCAUCAACUUCACGGCGGUGCUUCUUCCGUACAACCAUUGCACCAGCGACUACAUCGCCGUUUACUCUGGUCCAACCACGUCGAGUCCGUUGUUGAAGAUGCUCUGCGGCAAGGAGAAGACGACGCUGGUAUACGAAGGUCAAGAACUUCUCGUUGAAUUUAGAACUGGUCCCGAAGUAUCGCCCUUCGAUUAUAAUGGCUUCGUCGCGACGCUGAGUUUUAUUGAAGUGACGACGGAAGCUCCAACGACGAUUGCCACCGAUAGCACGAAUAAAACUCUUGACUCGAUGAAGUCUAAUAACUACAACAAUCGCGAUCUCCAUGACCACCGCAAGGACCAAGGUACAGUGACUAGCAGCUGCGACCUCGAGGUGAGUGGCGAGAAGGUCCGGGCCGGCCACCAUGAUACUAGGGGCAAACCCAAGUCCACGACCUGCAAGCUUUUGCUGCGUGGCCGUGCUUACGACACCGGACACGUUUCCAUAGCCAGUUACAACCUCAGCGCACAGUCCUGUCAGUCGACGAUCGAGAUAUUCGACGGUUCGCCGGAAAGCGGAACCCUGGAUACCACGAACUCCUUGGAGAAGAUUUGCAGUCCGGCGCAGUGGCUCCCGCGGGAACUCGCGAGUCAAGAUAAGUACGCUGAGCCGAAGAGGUACUCUUCCAAUGGUCGGGACAUGACGGUGGUUUUAACACGCGCCUCCAACAGCCCUACCGACGAGGAGUAUAUGGAGGUCUCGUACUACUUUCACGACGAACGUGAAGGUGGCACUCAGCAGCCCGCCAGCGUGUGCGACGUCGAAUAUUACGGAUUGACGUCGCCGGUGGAAGGUUCAGUGGUGCAUCCGGAACCACAUCGGCUGUUCGCCAUGGAAGGCCCAGUGAAGUGCAGGCAGCAUUUUAUACCGGCGCCCAAUCAAUCGGUGAUCAUUACGGUGAAGGGUAGCACGAAGCAAACGCCAAACAACCCGUGCGAGACCAAGUGCGGCGACAGCGGCUGCCACUGCGUCAGCAAGUCUCUGGAGAGCAUGGACCACCUCCUGCUCGUCUCCGAGACCGGACACAUUGUCACCUGUCUCUGUGGGAAUUAUCAGGAUUGGCUUCCGGUAGGCAUUCGUAGCUGGACUCCGGUCUACAUCGAGUGGUCGAGGUCGUCGAGGGCGGGCCUCAAUUUCCACGCGGCCUACAAGUUUAUCAAUGACACUUACUGCGGCGAUCACACAACGGCCGAGCCGGAAGGCGAGGUCAAUGGCGGUGAUCUGGCAAGCGCCGGGACCAAGCUGAAUCAGUAUUACCAGCAGAAGUGUACCUGGAUCCUGGACUCACCGAUCGACCGGCAACUCGUCAUCGAAGUCAAGUCCACUCAGAGCCGACCUUGCACGGCGUGGAACCUGACGAUACACGAGUACAGAAAGAACGGCGAUCCCGCCGGAAUCAGAUUGCACACGUUCUGCUCGAGAGACACGCACAAGAAUUUCACUCUGCCGUGGAAGAUGAAUACCGUGGUGGUUAGACUGCAGGCCCUUGGAAGGACAGCCCCGCAGUAUACGAUGAGAUGGCGAAGUCAGACAGUGAUCGCGAACACUCGCAAAAGUGGACCAUCGCCAGCCCCGAACUGGCACGUAGUGCGCUCCUCGAGUAAGGCUGAGCCGCGGGGAACGGCCCUCAUCCUCAUCCUCGUGUUCGCGAUCCUACUCGCGCGCCCGUUCAACUGUUGAGACUGUUAAGCUCGGGGAAGCUCGCGUUAAUGCACACACACUGUUCCUGUUAAUCGAAAACCGCGAAGCCCACGUUAUUGUCUCACGUGUACAUAAACGGUAAGGACUCACGCCGGUCCUCGUUUUACGUCGCUCGAUGUGAGAUGUUUUCAGAAGAUGGCACAUUCCGGCACUCUCCCUCGAUCGGCAGUUAAGAUUUUGCGGGCUGGCUCGUUAAUCCCCCGCUGGAUAAUUAUCACAAGAGAAAUAUUUUAGGAUGCGAGAAAGGACGCGUCGCGCGAUGUAGGGGAUAAAUACCCUGAGGAAAUUUUAACUGAUCUGUUAUAUUUUUCUCUACAGUACACUCU
Messenger RNA from Trachymyrmex septentrionalis, 2310 nucleotides. RefSeq lists its product as uncharacterized. Gene Ontology annotation, cellular component: plasma membrane. Lineage: Eukaryota; Metazoa; Arthropoda; Insecta; Hymenoptera; Formicidae. The record is from RefSeq and is a predicted model, not a curated record. The annotation marks the transcript as partial. The transcript has 12 exons.